CGCUACCUGGCGCCAUGCACCGAAUCAAAUCCCUACCUCGGAAGCCACGCCGGUGAAUACACAUGGGGGACUUUCGCGUCAAGUGCCCAAGCCGGCGGAGGCAGACGAGCAGCCAAAUGAGGGCUCGAGUCGAGACCAGAUGGUAGAAGCUGCAAACGCUCCUUUCCGCUUCCGAACGGAGGUUUGUCCAAAGCCCUUGAGCAGGUCAGAAAGCGCAGUACAAAGCAGUCAGGAUGAGCCAGCCUGCUAUACAUAUCGAAACGGGGCUGGUCAGACUUCAGAAACCCAAGAACAUCCUCAAGCCUGGUGAAGAGCGACUCUUUCCAGGCGGAGGAGGCAGGAAACACGUCGUCAAGCGAGCUCAAGAUGGUCAAUCGUUCAGUUGUACAUGUCCGCGUUGGACGCUCUCACGGGAACCUAGAACAGCUCGUACAUGUCCUCAUCUGAAUGAUCUACAUGGAAAGAAUUACGAGGACGCGCGCUUGAUUGCCGCCAAGGACAUCCUCGCAUCGCAAAGUAGGAAUGUCGGCUUCACUUUGACGAAGAAGAAAGCGGAACAAGCAAAGAAGAGAGCGGCAGAUGCUGAGAUUAGGGACAGCAUGGCGAAGAAAGACAAGAAGGAGUGUGUGGAGCCGACUUGUCCGAGGGAUGCGCAAGGACAGAUUUCCCUCAUGCUCGGACAGACUUUUCGUUUGGACGACAAGCUCGAUCCUGCUGGCUACUGGCUGACCGAGAAGCUGGAUGGUGUCCGAGCUUGGUGGGACGGAGACUCUAUCUUCUCAAGACAAGGCAAUCAUUGGAACGCGCCAGACUGGUGGCUUAAGAAACUUCCCAAAGAUCUGCAUCUGGAUGGCGAGCUUUGGAUUCGGCGAGAUGCUUUCCAACGGACCUGUAGCAUCUGCCGACGCCAAGAGAAGAAGGAUUGGCACCUGAUCAACUAUAUGAUCUUCGAUGUCACGAAUGUCGCAAUGCUGUACGAAGAGCGGAUGAAGUUGUUGGCCGAAAGAUUGCCGGAUGGUGUCAUGUCCCCGUCCAAAGUCCAAGGUGCGGAGCUCGGCGGAUUUGUAUGUGUUCUUCCCAUGGUCAAAUGCACUUCCCGCGAGCAUUGUCGCGAAGAGCUGCGUCGCGUAGAGGAGAUGGGUGGGGAAGGGCUCAUGCUGAGAAAGCCUCAGAGCAAGUACAUCUGCGAAAGGACGUCGAUCGUGCUCAAAUUGAAAUCCUGGUACACAGCCGAAGCAAUCGUCGUUGGGCAUAAAAGGGGGGAAAAUCGAAACGCGAGCGUGAUGGGCGCCAUCGUCGUUCGAAUGGAGUGCGGAAAGGUGUUCGACAUUGGCUCGGGCUUCGUCGAGCAGCAGCGUCGAAUGUGGGAGCCCAAAGUGGGCACCAUCGUCACGUACCGCUUUCAAGAACUUUCGCGUGAUGGCUGUCCACGCUUUCCGAUCUUUGAAGGAUGUCCGGCGGACAAGAGCGAGCCAAAAGACGCGGUGGUCCGCUCCGACGCUCUCAGAGCGACGGGCGUCAACGAUGAUCUGGUCACGCGCCUUGCCAAGUCCUCGCAGUCCCACUCGCAAGCGCUUUCGCAAGCUUCAACGAGCCGCGAGGGCGGCAGCUCGCAGGUCUUGUAGACUUGCGUCCCACGAUCGGUGAUCCAAACAUUGUUCGCGCAAGGUGCUACGCAGCAUACAGCGCCCGCCGCAUGCAGGCGACACCUAGUAGCGCAAGCAACGCAUGCAGAUUCAAAGAGACGGCCAAGUUGGACAUAUCCCAGCUUGGAACGUAGAAACACCGCCGAAUCACACAGCACUCACACUCAGGACCUCUACACCUUCCAAAUUCACAAGCUCAAAGGCCCCAUCGCGUCACAAACGCCAACUGUACACUGUCACACAUGCGUCCCCUG
Molecule: messenger RNA, 1900 nt
Organism: Ceraceosorus guamensis
Lineage: Eukaryota; Fungi; Basidiomycota; Exobasidiomycetes; Ceraceosorales; Ceraceosoraceae
Product: DNA ligase/mRNA capping enzyme
Exons: 11
Coding region: 234-1625 (463 amino acids)
Biological process (GO): DNA recombination; DNA repair
Molecular function (GO): ATP binding; DNA ligase (ATP) activity
Source: RefSeq, a predicted model, not a curated record